This is a messenger RNA of Hyaloscypha bicolor E, 2246 nucleotides long. Its product is annotated as amidase. The transcript has 4 exons. Bases 85 to 1923 code for a protein of 612 amino acids. Gene Ontology annotation, molecular function: catalytic activity. Lineage: Eukaryota; Fungi; Ascomycota; Leotiomycetes; Helotiales; Hyaloscyphaceae. The record is from RefSeq and is a predicted model, not a curated record.
CACAAAUAGUACUUCUCCAAUACGAUCCCGUCUCAUCGCAUCAACAAACGAAUCCUUCAACUGCCCCUUACUCUUACAUUAGCGAUGGCGACGACUCCGGACGCCGGCAAGAGAUGGAUCCAGGGUCCAGAACCGAUACAAGGACCAGAUGUUCCAUAUCAAAAUAGCAGGAAGAGCAACCCGCCCGUGAGAGGCUGGUUGAACCUGACAACUUCCGUUCUCUUACUUGAAUGGUUCGGCUUCAUACGUACCAUAAUAUGGCAAAACACUGGUUUUGCGAAUCUCCGGAAACUUCAGGUCCAUAUCGAGAACACGCCGCCGAGAUUUGAUCCAACAGUCGUCCCGUUUCCGGAGCCAUCUGGAGAAGCCAAGAAAGAUCUCGCAAACGGUUCCAAUGGCCACGCGCCAGCGAAGAAGCUAUCAAGAAAAUAUUACACCGUUGCUGAUUACCAUCGCCUGUAUCUCUCAGGAGAUCUCACACCUACCGCUGUUGCAAAGGCCAUUCUCCCCUUGAUCCGGAAAGAUACCUCGCCUCCUGGACAGCAUUCGAUAGCUUUCUUUGAUAGCAAAGUGGAUCUGGUUCUCACGGCCGCUGAAGCCUCCACUUUGAGGUACAAGGAGAAGCGUCCGCUAGGACCUCUGGACGGCGUACCGACAGCAAUCAAAGAUGAGUAUGAUAUCGAAGGCUACAUCACGUGUCUGGGCUCCAAGAACGACUACACUGGAAAACCCAAAAAUGGCAGUUCCAUCACAAGUUGGUGCGUGAAGAAGCUAGAGGAAGCAGGAGCUAUCAAUGUUGGGAAGCUGCACAUGCAUGAAUUCGGUUUAGACACUUCGGGCAACAACCCAUUCAAAGGGACGCCGCCAAAUCCAUAUAAUUCGCAAUACUACACCGGGGGGUCAUCGAGCGGUUGUGCCUACGCAGUAAGCACAGGCCUCGUCCCCAUCGCUCUCGGCGGUGACGGCGGAGGCAGCAUCCGCAUCCCAGCCUCCUUCUGCUCAGUCUACGGCCUCAAGCCCUCCCACGGACGCCUCUCCUUCAAGCCAGCACUAAACCACUCCAGCACCUGCGCAGUCAACGGUCCCAUCGCCUCAGACAUCCACUCCCUGUCCGCAAUGUACCAAGUACUCGGCGCCCCCGACGAUGAAUCUCUCUUCGCAGCACCCUCACCAACACUCCUCACGCCGUCCCCAAACCGCAAGAAGGUGCUCGGCAUCUGCGAAGCGUGGUUCUCGCGCGCCACGCCUGCAAUCCAAACCUUGUGCCGCAGCAUGCUGGACCGUCUCGUCUCAGACCACGGCUACACGCUCGUCGACAUCCAGAUCCCCUUCCUGCCCGAAGGCCAAACUGCGCACGCAAUGACCGUGCUCACCGAUGCGGCGACCCUCUUACCUGUGACCAAGGGCCUCACGCCCGCAAACAGGAUCAUGCUCGCGCUCGGCAACGUCACGCCGUCUACCGAUUUCCUGCUCGCGCAAAAGCUGCGCCACGUCUUGAUGCAGCAUCUCGCAUGGCUGUGGACGCAGCACCCGGGCAUGAUCAUCGUCACCCCCACCACGGCCUGCGCUGGAUGGAAGGUGGGCAAGCCGGUCGAUCUGAAGUAUGGCAUUAGCGACGGGGAUCAGACGCUGAAGACGAUGGAGUAUGUGUGGAUGGGGAACUUUUGCGGACUGCCGAGUAUCAGUGUUCCGGCGGGCUUUGUGGUUCCUGAGGGCAGGAAGGGGGAGGGCGAGGUUGCGGAGGAGGCGGUGGAGGGGAAGGUCCCCGUGGGCUUGAUGGGGAUGGGGGAGUGGGCUGCCGAGGAGGAGUUGUUGUGGUUUGGAGGGGAUUGUGAGGAGAUCGGGCAGGAGUGCAGUAGCACGCCGCCGAUUUGGGUGGAUGUUGUUGAGUGGGCGAGGGAGGAGAUGAAGAGGACGAGCUAGAGAGAUGAUCACAGAAGCCUUUCGAGAUGAGAAGAUGAGAGAAGAAUUGUAGAUAUGUAAAUUUUGUACAAUUACAAGAUUCAUAGAUAUAAUCUAGAUUGAGAAUAUUGCGCUAUUCGGAUUUCAAACUUUCAACAACUUCCAACCUCGGACUACCUGAAUCAUGAGGAUGUUUGGGUCUUUGAGACGUCUCAAAUUGGAUAUCGUAGAACCGAAUAGAGGGACAAUGAAUGGAGUUUGCGUAAUUCUAUUGCAACCUUCCGAGCUCGAACUCCUUUGGAUGAAGGAAAGUCCCGACUUGGAGUGCACAACUGUGAAUAAGG